AUGAAGGCCCCUGAGUGUAGAAUGUACGCCGAGAGGUUUCCAGAGAUCGACCAGGUUGUUAUGGUACAGGUAAACACGCUCGUCAAAAGCAUAGCAGAAAUGGGUGCUUACGUUCAGCUACUGGAAUAUGACAACAUUGAAGGCAUGAUUUUGUUGUCAGAACUGACCAGAAGACGUAUUCGUUCAGUUUCGAAGCUCAUAAAGGUCGGUAGAAUUGAGCCAGCGAUGGUGCUGCGUGUUGACGAAGAGAAGGGUUACAUUGACCUUUCAAAAAGACGAGUGUCCCCUGAAGAUGUUGAAGCAUGUGAGAUCAAGUUCAACAAAAGCAAGGUGGUUCAUUCUAUCAUCAGACACGUUUCGGAGACGACAGGGACGCUUCCCGAAACAUUAUACAAGUCCAUUGGUUGGCCUCUCUAUAGGAAGUAUGGUCACGCAUUCGAUGCAUUCAAAAUGUUUGUCAUGGACUCCAGCUUACUUCACCGAGAGAUCGCAGAAUUUCGUGCAUCUGGAGACGAAGAUAAUCAAACAGUUGACGAAUCAGUUGCCCUUACGCUGCUCAAAGAUAUUCGAAGACGGAUGACACCACAGCCGCUAAAAAUCAGAGCUGACGUUGAGUUGACUUGUUUCCAGUACGACGGCGUUCUCCAUAUUAAGAGUGCUAUGCGUGCUGCCGAACUUGUCUCGACGGAAGAUUGCAAAGUGAAGAUGUCUUUAGUCGCUUCUCCACUGUAUGUUCUUUCAACUCAAACGUCUGAACGGGAGUUUGGAAUCAGUUUGGUGGAUAAAGCCAUAAGUGUCUUACAGGAAUACAUCACAUCUAAAGGCGGAAAGUUACUGAUAAAAGAAAGCGCGCGAGUUGUGAGCGAACGUGACGACAAACUUCUUGCUGAGCAAAUCACAAACUUGAACAAAGUGGAAGAACGCGGUAGCGAUACUGAUGAUGAUACGAUGGGUGAAGUAGAAUUGUAG
Molecule: messenger RNA, 969 nt
Organism: Ostreococcus lucimarinus CCE9901
Lineage: Eukaryota; Viridiplantae; Chlorophyta; Mamiellophyceae; Mamiellales; Bathycoccaceae
Gene: Eif2a
Product: Eukaryotic translation initiation factor 2, alpha subunit
Exons: 6
Coding region: 1-969 (322 amino acids)
Cellular component (GO): multi-eIF complex; eukaryotic 48S preinitiation complex; eukaryotic translation initiation factor 2 complex
Molecular function (GO): RNA binding; translation initiation factor activity; ribosome binding
Source: RefSeq, a predicted model, not a curated record